GAAUUGCUCUAAUUGUCAAUAAGGGGAAAAAAAAAAAAACUUGUCUUUCAGUUCUCCAUUGAAGCGCACUUCACGUUCUCCAUUGAAAUACUUGUAUCUCACAUUGAAGCAGCUUCUGAGAUGGGUUUUCUGAACAAAUGGUUUCAGGUUGUCUAGUGGUGCUGCCUCAAUGGGUGACAGUAUUACAGUCAGUCAUAACCUGAUACUUCAGCUUGUAGAUGGCGAUGACAAGUCAAAGAAAAAACCUAAGAAAAGUAAGCCAAAGGUACCUAGGGAGUCUCAGCAGUCACAGAAGAAAGUACCCCAGAAGCAGCUUCCUGACGAGCCUAAAGCUCAAAAAGACACUCCUGCUGCUGGUUGGCCUCUUCAACCCCCAUUCUUUUUGCCUGUGCCUCCAUCCCCAAAUCCAGAGCUAGAAGCUGUUCGAUCUGUUUUAAAGGAGAGUGAAGCUAUUUUGGAGAAAAUGCAGAAACAUGAGGAGAAUAUGCUGAAAGAAGUGACACAGAGAUCAAAGGAACUACAUGAGAAAGAAUUCAAGCUUCCUCAGCAGAAAUCUAUUGUCUGUCAGUGUGAGAGAGAUGCAUGCACAGCAUGUUACAAAGAACACACCACAGAAUCGCUCAAAUGCGCAAGUGUGGUCCAAAGGUAUCAAGACUGUGUACGAAGAGCAAAAAACCUUGGGAAAUUGCUUGGGUAAUUGAAUCAUUAUUGAGGACAUCUGCAUCUCAAGUUUGAUGUAAAUGUUAUUCCUGAGUUGACGACAAAACAUCAUGCCAUAAUAAGAUGUCAGUUUUGUACUUAAUUUUGAUUACUUGGUUCUCGAUCUUACAUUUUGCCCCAAUAGAAUCAUCAAAACGUUUACAGUCGGGUCAGCUAUAAAUGGCUAAACAUCGUACUUGCUGGCAUGGAUCAAGGGAUUUGUUUUGAGGAUUGCCUUAAUGAUUUAUUUAACACACUAAUGUUUGAGUUUUUUGUCCU
Messenger RNA from Chenopodium quinoa (quinoa), 978 nucleotides. RefSeq lists its product as uncharacterized. The transcript has 2 exons. Lineage: Eukaryota; Viridiplantae; Streptophyta; Magnoliopsida; Caryophyllales; Amaranthaceae. The record is from RefSeq and is a predicted model, not a curated record. Bases 170 to 697 code for a protein of 175 amino acids.